AUGUCUUUGGUAGUCUACACUCUGCUCAUCAUCCUGUGCCAUGUUUGGCGCUUGAUCCAUGGGACUUCAGUGGCGGUCUCAGACGUUGCUGUAAGGUGUGCUGAAGAAGCGCUGCUGCCCUGUAAAGUUCUUCAGAACUCCUCAAUUGUCUACCAGACAGUGUCUUGGUACAAAAUGGCUGGAGACGGUGAAGGAAUAGCAUGGGAAGUCCUUGAUGUAGAAUCUCAUGAUCCGAAAGAACUUGGGGGGUCCUUGGAGCUCUCCAACGACACCUCCUUUUCACUGAGGAUCAAAAAUGUGACCAGCCGAAACAGUGGGACAUAUAAGUGCAAUUUGAGAGAAUGGAGUGGAGAACGCAAUCUGAGCAGCACAGUCACAUUAAAAGUAACAGGGUGCCCUGGAAGAGGAGAAGAAAAAUUCAAAAAAUACAAAGCUGAGCUUUUCAUGCUGACUUGCCUUGGGAUAUUUUACUUGCUGCUCAUCUUCUUUACCUGUACAUGUCUAAGAAAAGAGAGUAUGUCUCCCAAUUACCAAAAAACCAGGCCAGAUAUGAAACACAUGCUCACCCUCAUCAAUGUACAUGAAAUGACAACUUUCCAGGAUUUUAACACUGACAGCACUUCCAAAAAUAAGCUUACUUCGAGUUCUGUCUAA
This is a messenger RNA of Acanthisitta chloris (rifleman), 654 nucleotides long. It is a transcript of the gene CD83, whose product is annotated as CD83 molecule. The coding region runs from base 1 to 654 and encodes 217 amino acids. The transcript has 5 exons. The record is from RefSeq and is a predicted model, not a curated record. Lineage: Eukaryota; Metazoa; Chordata; Aves; Passeriformes; Acanthisittidae.